AUGUUAUUGAUGGAAGAUGAUAAUGCGAAACAUCAGGUGCACACAGAUCACAAAUUGACGAAAAGAGAGUUGCGCUUUCUGCAAUUCGCAUCAAUCGAGUACGAUGACGUGAUUUAUAUGAGUCCAAUGGAUUUUAUUGACUCGUUGACAUUGGAUCAUCCAAGAGAAAGAGUUUAUCGUCGAGUGUUGAAGGGAAAUGAUUUACAAGGAAUGCUAAAGAAAACACCGCCAUUUCGAAAAGGAAACAAGGAUUUAUUCCGAAAAUUGGAUCAAGGAGGGAUCAUUUCAUACGCUGAAUAUAUAUUCUUGCUUACAUUAUUGACAAAAUCACGUUCUUCUUUCAAAAUCGCUUUUAUGAUGUUUGAUGAGGAUGACAGUGGAUUUGUAGAUCGAGACGAGUUUUUAUUGAUUAGAAGUUUAACCUCAUCGCUUCGAUCAACGAGAUCACAUUCGCUGUCAAGAGAUGAUUCAUGUCAAUUGGAUCCAUCAGAUUUCAAUUUUGUCGUGAAUCGUUUAAGUACAAAACUUUUCGCUGGAACCGACGCUUAUACUAUCGUCUUUCAAAAAACGGAUACCGAAGUGAAAAAGCAGGACACAACGCUUCUAUUGCACUUGUUUGGCUUAAGUGGACGGGAUAUGCUAUCAUUUGAUCAAUUUCAAACUUUUUGCGCAAAUUUGCAAGAAGAGUUGAUGGAGAUUGAGUUUCACGAGUUCUCAAGGGGGAAAGAGGCUAUUUCACCGCUGGAUUUCGCGAGGUUAAUCUUGAGAUACACGAUCGUGCAUGAGAAUGACUACUCAAAGUAUAUCAAUCGAGUACAACAUCGUUUAACGCAUGAGGAUAAAGGUAUAACGAUGGAACAUUGGCGAAAAUUCUCGUACUUUUUAAAUAAUUUGGAAGAUUUCGCGACGGCCGUUCGAUUGUAUACGAAUGCGAAUAUGCCAGUGACGGCAAAAGAAUUCGAGAGAGCUGUGAGAAGUACAACUGGAUUGCAAUUGGAUGAAGAGGUGAUUGACAUGUUGUACAAGAUCUUUGACGCAAAUAUUGAUGGCUUUUUAACGUAUGGAGAGUUUCUGUCAGUGAUGAACGAUCGAUUGCAUCGAGGGUUGAGAGGUCGAGUGGACAAGCACUGGGGCUGGAAACAGAUGAAGAGCUGUGUGGCGGCCGAGGUGGGAAGGAAA
Molecule: messenger RNA, 1179 nt
Organism: Mesorhabditis belari
Lineage: Eukaryota; Metazoa; Nematoda; Chromadorea; Rhabditida; Rhabditidae
Source: the annotation of a GenBank genome assembly